Messenger RNA from Columba livia (rock pigeon), 14122 nucleotides. RefSeq names its product cell division cycle associated 4 (gene CDCA4). The record is from RefSeq and is a predicted model, not a curated record. NCBI's taxonomy places the organism in Eukaryota, Metazoa, Chordata, Aves, Columbiformes, Columbidae. Gene Ontology annotation, molecular function: transcription regulator activity. Gene Ontology annotation, cellular component: nucleus.
ACGGGAGGGAGGAAGCGAGUUCCUUUGUGGGCUUUGACAAUAAGAUGGCGGGCGGGGGGAGGCGGGGCUGGUCUUUACGGUUAGCCACGCCCCCUCCCUCAAGCGCGGAGCGAUCGGUGAGGCGGGAGCGGGGACUGCUGCGCUGGGAGGCGGUGGCGACGACAGCAGCGGCGAGGUGGUGGUGCUCUAACUUUUACUGUAUGGACUCUUGCUCAGUAGCAUGGGAGAAGAGGAAGGAAUACAUCAAACACAAUUACUGAGGUUAAGCAUGCCAGUAGAAACUCGGGAGGAGCGAGGAGAAACUGCCUCUCCAGUAGGUGAAAUACGGCUGUUGAGAUGUUUGCUUCUGUGCGAAGCAGCGGCUCCUGACUUCCAUCAAGUGUGGAGCCUGAUGGGAGCCGGUGGCUGGGAGCCCCUGCCUCUCUCGGAUGCCACGGUGUGGACCUGCUCACGCCUGGUUCCCGAGUGCCGUCUUUGGGACCCGGUCCGUAUGUUCCUGACCCCUGUUGUACCACACUGGCCAUUCUGUAAUCUGGACACGAUGUUUGUGCGAGGAUUAAAAAGAAAAUGUUUUGAUGGUGAAGAAGAUAUUGAAGGAACUCUAGCUGGUAUUAAGGCUAUUCCUUCAUAUAAUCUUCAGCGGCAGUCACUUUUAGACAUGUCUUUGGUUAAACUUCAGCUGUGUCACAUGCUGGUUGAACCUAACCUGUGUCGUUCGGUACUUAUAGCCAACACGGUACGGCAGAUCCAAGAGGAAAUGACUCAAGAUGGGACUUGGCAGAUGAUAAAUACACAGAGUACAGGGCAGGCAUCCCUGGAUCGUCUUGUUUCAACAGAUAUCCUGUGUCGUUCAUCUAGGGAACAAGCUGAGGGAAAGCAUGUUCCAGGCUAUAGUACUUUCAAUAAAGACUUCGAGGGUGAUCAGGCACAAGAUAAUUCAGAAACUAUGUCAACAGCCUCUUCAGUGCAAGCUCCGAGAAACCUGCAGAGCAACGUGUGGGAAAUGGAGAAUCCCCAAGAAAAUAAAGGAAACUUUCAAAAAUCAUUAGAUCAAAUAUUUGAGACGCUGGAGAAUAAAAGUCCUAAUUCUGUUGAAGAGCUUUUUUCAGAAGUUGACAACUCUUAUUAUGAUCUUGAUACUAUGUUAACAGGCAUGAUGAGCAACACAAAAAUGGGACACUGUGAUGGGCUUGAAACGUUUUCUUCUCCAUCAGCUACAACUUCUAAUUCUAAUUGUAAAUCUGAUCUUAAUGAGCUUGAUCAUAUUGUAGAAAUUCUUGUUGAAUCCUGAAACUCCUUGCAUAGGAGAUAAAGAUUUGUUAAUGGGGAAAAAAGACUCGAGAAGGCUAUUUCCACAGUUUGUUCUAUCAAAUCUGCACGUGUAUUUUAUGAAUAUCUAUAUAUUAUAUAGAUAUAUAUAUUAAAAAAAGCACUUCAUAUUGCAAAUAGUGUUAACUCUUAAAGUUAACCUGCAACUUGUAGUGUAAUAAUACGAUUUAUUGUCCAUUGAACUGUAAGUACAUAUGGUAAAUGGUUUUAAGUUUGGGGUCCAAGGCUCUUGAAAUUGGGUUCCUUUUACCAAUUUGUUUUAGCCUUUGAUGGAGGAUAUGCUCACUGAGAGGGAGUGUCUCAUCUUUUUCUUAUACUUCUCACAGUAAAAAAUGGUAAUAAACACAGAGAGAAGUUGGAUAACUGGUUUCCUAUUUUACUCCAGUUUCCACUUUGUUAUACCACGUAACUCUUACCAUAUCUGCUGCUUCUGUUCCAAGUCGCUACAUGGCUCUUAAAGAGCAGUAUGCAAUAGUUCAUGUUAUCCUAGCUAGCUUAUUCUGUUUUUUGCUACAACUUUUACUUCAAAAAUAGUUUUAAAGUGUUUAUUGGUGUUUAGAUUUUUCCAGGUAUUUUCCUAAAAUAUAUUUUUACUACAGAUGUUAUGUCAGCUGCUAACUUAGGAACCUUUGAUAGUACCUGCAGUUGAUGUAUUUUUUGAAAGAUUUUCAAAAAGGGAUCUUUUUUACUGUGAGCUACCCAAUGUAGUUCAGUAAAGUGUAUGUAAAUGUAAAUAUACUAUUUUAUACUUUACAUUAAAAUGUAAGAGCUGUUUUCAUUAUUCUGUUUUAUAGAGUAGUACUUUACUAAAUUGAGAAUUGUACAAUUACGCUUUUCAUAUCCCGUAUACUUGAGUAUCAUUAGAAGAAGAGCUUUGAUCCAGCUAGAUACAGUUACAUCUAAUUCAUUUCAGACCGCAUUUUUUUGUUAACUACAAACCUAAAUUACGUAGGUUUUUAUUUAUGUGUAUUUAUAUGUAAAUGUCAUCAAGUGAAUUGUUUAUCACUGAAGUCUACCAUCAAAUAUUUGUUUAUAUGGGAUAACUCUCUUGCACUAAUUACUACAAAAAGUGUUAUUAGCAGCCUUUAAUUCUCAACUGGUAUGUCAUGAUGUCUUGUCAUAACUAAUAUGCUCCGCUCUUACCAAGGGUUUCCUCUUGGCUUUUUUUAAUAACAAAAGAUAAUACAACGUGGGAUGGUGUUCUUUUCUUUAAGUCCUCACUUUUGUUUUAGAUUGCAUAUAAUUAAGCUUAAUUCUAUGAGACUUCGUUGGGGGGGAGAGAUAGAUCAACUACGGUGCAUGAUUUUGUUAUAAAAUGACAAACAUUUACCUUCACAAGCUGGUACUGGGAAGAGCUCUAAACUAGCAGGGAAAAAGAGGAGGAAAAUAUGUUUUGGUUUUGGGAAUGUGUUGGCAUCAGUUGUGCCAGAGGAAGACACGUGCCAGUAACUCAGUUGUUUUCUGUGGACUUGAACCGAGCAACUCCCUGAAUGUGAAAACAGAACAUUUCUGCGUCUGACAGACUCUGCCUGCCCACAAGUGACCUCACCUACUACACACUAUCCUUUUCAGAUUCUCAAACCCCUAAAAAGGGGAGGGUGGGGGCAGGGGGGUGUUAGGGACAUUCCAGUGUCACCUCCACAAAAAGAGACCACUGAGCUUAUGAUUUCAACAAAUGCUUUAGAAGCAUCUGGUUUGGGGAGAAAUCAUAUCACUUUGCUAAAUUUUUCAAACUCAAUAGUUGAAUGCAUAUUAGCUCAGUCACAUGAAACCAUGCAGUUGGCAUCUCUAGUGAAUUUGAAAAUGUUUGUUGUGUUAAACUUGGCAUGAGAUCAUCCAUAGAUGCUGUCGUAGUUACACAUUGCUUCCUCAGUCAAAGUUUGAUUUAUAACUUCAUAUUAAAGGAUGAAAUACCAUAUAGAUGGCUUCUAAGUUCAGUCAAUAUGAUAUAGCUGGACCACAGAAACAAACCAAUGCUAGAUGUCUUAAUGUAUAGAAAAGACACUCAAAAGGUGUUGCAGUAGUACAUCCUGCUUUGGGAAGAGACAAAUAUUGAUGUGAACUGUCAUAUCUCAACAUUGAAAUAACAGUGUUUUAUUUGGCAGUGUUUGUUGUAGUAUCAGAGGUUCCUUCAAAAUCAUAAAUGCACGGCAGAAUUUUCUUGAUGCUUUCCUGUGUGUAAAUAGGUCUGCUGAAUGGGACAGGAGAUGCCAUAGAGUAAAGCAGAAAGAUGGGCAGUUAAAACUAAAUAUUGUCCGUCCCUCUGUGGAAGUUCCCCAAAACUACUCUGAACUGUGGUUAAAAACCCACAGUUUUGAACAACUGGGUGUUCCCCUCUGCCCCCUGCUUCACCCUCCAUUUUCAUUAAGUGAGCAAAUGCAUGUUAAGAUAUUUAAAAAGAUGUUCUCCCCCACCUCCUUAGCGUGCAUCAGUCUCCAUGUUACAGGUAGGUUUAUAGCUGUAUCUAGCUGGGCGCAUUCUGAGGAAGCUGUGCCUAGUUAGAGCCAUCUGUAGAGACUACGUGGUUUAACAGAAAAGGUAUUAGGCAAGUAUGCAUUUUUUUAAAUUAGGCAUUUAAACAGAAAUAUCCUGGUUUAUUAUGAUGUUACAACUUAAUGCCAAAUCCUAUGUGCUUUUACAUGCCUGCUACCUUGGCUCAAGUUUUCAGCAGAUGUAAGAAUUUGUAUUGCUGAAACUUGCAGUGUCACUGCACAGAACUGAUGUGUGACUGGAGCUGGUCUGACUCUGCAAGAACCAGUCAGUGUAAAAUGAGCUUGUGUCCCUGCUGCUUUGUUGGUGUCUCUCACUAAUUCAGCUGCUCAUUCCUGGUAGCUUCUCCUGGUUUUGUUGUUGUGGUGGUUUUUGUUGUUUCUUUUAUUUUGGUUGGUUUGUUUUUUAAAGGAGCUUUAUUUUGUAGCUCACGUUGUCAUUAAAUAUGUAUCACUUAAAGGUUAAUACAGUAUAUUUCUUCUCCAUGUAUUCCUAUAAGUUACUGAGAGACAUAAGAAAUUAGAGGGUGCCUGUUAGAUGGUGAAUUUUGAAUUAUUUACUUUGUGAACCGUUGCUGCAAACGGCAAGAGAUGCUAAUUGCUGGUGAUGAUUUUCUUAAUUUCUACAUAUAAAUGGGAAAUAAUUUAACCUGUUAAAUUAAAAAAGGCUCUGUCAGCUUUUGCUCCCACUUCUAGCAGCCUUUUUUCUUUUAUGUGCUCCUAGGGAAAAGAGUGGUGAAACUUGUAUGGCACCCAGCACCGUGCCUGAAAUGAGGCCAUUGAUCCGAAUGACAUAACUCAGCUGUACACUUACACAACAGAGAGUACUUCCAAGCAAACAGCUAACAUCAAAUCUGCUUCCUUCUCAGGUAACCUUGAAUAUCUGUCCGCUUCUGCCUCUAUGCCUGUGGUUUUACUACUUCUCUCUUGCAAGAAAAUCCAGAACAUGCGGAGCUUCUGGAUCUUGGCCCUUCAGCAGAGGCAGGAGCCUGAGGAUCCAGCUGAGUGAACAACGGCUCGUCUGCUGAUUGCUUUGCCGUUCUGUUCAUGGUUGUGGGGUUUUUUAAAUCUACUCUCUCUUCUGCAGCUCUGAGUUGAUACAGCAAAAGAUGUUUUGUGUCUCUAUGAAUGGAGCCCUAUUUGCCUAAAGGACAAAUCUGGUAAAUGAAGAGGAAGCCGUUUCUUUGGGUGAAAAGCACCUUUCCAGACUGGCUCAGAGGCGCAGCACUGAGGGGUUUCGGCCUUGAGCAGCUUAGGGCUGCACAUGCAAGUCUUCACGCUCACCAGGAAUUACCUACUUUUCAAAGCUGUCCUUAGACUGUUCUUUAAGUCUCAGGUAUGUCUGCACUGCUUUAGUAGGCAUUUUAGAAAGUGUUAUUGGGAAUUAGCUGAUAGUACCAUUCUAUAUUUUAGUUAUCAGAUCAUUAUGGAUGUCUCGUGCCUCAGAAUAUUGAUUUGAGUGCAUGACUGCUUUACAGUUUGCAGCAUGUUCCAUAUUCCCAUAUAACCAAACUAACUGUCAAAAGCAAGGAUGAAAAAAGAAUCCAGCUAUUUGCUGACAUCUAGGAUAAGAUAACUAAAAGUGCUUUCAAAAGUGACUCUUGUUCAAAGUGAAAGUAUGUUUAUGUCUGAGGUCUAGGAUGUAUAGUCCCAUAUGCAAAAAUAUGACUGAUCAUGACAAAUUUGGAUUGCUCAUCAACUCCUAAAUGAAUGUGAUUUCACACUAUCUGACUAAUACUAGAAGUACAAAACCACCAAGUUGCAAAGAAAUGAAAUACACAUCUCAGGAAAAUACGUGUUUUUGUCAAUUUGGCUUGUUAACUAUGAGCUUUCACAAGGAUCGUCUAAGCUCCUUUUGGUGUCUUUUGCAAAACUGACAGUUAAGAUAAAUGUUUCUAUUUUUUUCAAGGAAGUUCCAGAAAGAUGAAAUCCCACUGAAUGAUUGAAGUUGUCAGGAAAGAUACUUCAGAUGUCUGUGGUGAUUUCACUUUUUUUUUAAGAGUACUGAAAUUUCAUUAUUUGACAUGAUUUUCAUAAGUUUGUAUGGUAGCUUAAAUACAAGUAUAUAUAUAUAUAUAUAUAUAAACAGUUAUUCCUUUGCUUAACCAAGAUUCCCCCAAACUGAGUGUUCUAACCUGAAGCAUUACUGUGGUAAGUGGUGAUGCAUGACCAACAUGUCAACAGGGAAAUACAAAUCCAGAGGCAACUUUCUGUUGCGGCAAAAACAUUCAGUAAUUUCAACUGUCAUCUUUUUAGAGAAGAACGAUUGAAGAUACAGGUGAUUACACGACUUCUUGCAAAAAUAGAAUUAAAAAGAAAUUGUUUCCACGUGUCUUCUAUAUUUGGAACUCCCCUAGGAGCAUAUGGGAAGGGGCAAGUAAGUACUGCAUUAGUAAAACGUUAAAACAAAGGAACAGCAUAUCUUAUUUUUCACGUGCCAGUUACAGGGGGUGUUUAAUACUCAGAGGAGAAAAACAGUACUUACAACAAAUUUACUUUUCUGUGUGUUGAGAUCAUCACUGAGAGAAAUGCUAGAUAUGGAAAGUACUGGGUGUUAGGAUUUUUGGGUUUUUUUGUCCAGUGAGCUGACUGAAGUUUAAGAUAAAAUUGUUGAAUGGUUACUUGUUUUAAUUGAAGCCCAGUAACCUGGUUUGCUUUUGUGUCUCUGCUUUGAAAGGUAUGAGGAGAAAGUUAUUUUUCUUGUAAAUUGUGAUUCUUUUGACAAAAUAGAAUAAUGGCUUGUGUAGUACUCUGACAAGUGCUCAAUAAUGUGGUUGGUUGGUUGGGUUUUUUUUAAAAAGAAACUUGAUUAAGUGUAGGAUUAGUUAGUACUUCACAGAGGCUUUACCACCAAAAAGAGCUGGUAAAACCAAGGCUUGAAGCAGUAAGCACUAGCCCCCUUUCCUAUGGAAAUAUGACAUACAUGGUCAUUCUGUUAUUCAGCUUGAGAACAGCUAAUCAAAUCCGGCAGAUCUUAGUCACUACAUUUUUAGGUGUGUUUUUUGUUUGUUUGUUUUUUAAUUAAGUUUGCAGGUGAAAGAGAAGAACACAGAAAGAAAACUGCAUUCUGUACUGCUAUCCAGUAAUCCAGAUAAGGUAGAGACAUUUAUAAGAUUCCAGACAUAAAACCAGCUUCAAUUAGAGCUUGUACCUUAUACACAGAGGUAAUUAAUCACAGGCAUAAAUCCAUAGGAAAGCAGUCUUCAUUAGUUCCUGUGUUCCUGGAAUCGUGGUUUUGAAUAGAUGCCUGGUACAAAGGUAAGUAGGAGUAGCAGACCUCCAGUAAUUGUUUCAGAUGAGUUAUAUAGAGACCCCGAUUGGUUUUGAGGUUGGGGUUUUUUUCUGGUUCAUGUGAAAUUUGCUGCAAAAGCAAAAUGCUGCUCGUGAGAAUGGUAUCCUGGCUUGCUGCAGUGAGUAUAAUCGUACUGAAAGACCAUGUUUAAAUCUUAAAAAAAUCAUAUUGUUAAGUCCACUGUUUGCCUGGAGGUUAGUUUAAGGCAAAAUGAGAGAGCAUUACAGACUCCUAGAACACAACCUCAUUUGAGACAGUAAGGGCCUUUUAAAGAAAGUUUUUGUCAUAAAAGACCUUAUAUGAUGAGCUCAGACCUCUGAAUUCUUAAUAAAUCCUGUGAGACAAACACAGCUCCUCUAGCUUAAGGUGUGAGUUGCACAGCACAUAAACACUGCUAAACUGAAUUAGGUUCCAGUUCUCUUAUAUGAAUCCCACCGCUGAUACUUGACACAAGUGAAAAAGUGACAAAAACCUUUGCAGAUCAUCUGUGUACUUCAUGUAAUUUCUAUUCUCCAAAUAUUAGGCCAUAAAUCCAAAGUUCUGAUGUGUUCCUUUAAACAACUCCAUGCUAAUGUUUUUUCAUAGAUCUUGUCAGAGCAUGUAUGAAACACAACUGAUCUUUCUAAAAGCACUUGCUGUAGAAAGCACGCUCACCCUUUUGCUGUUGAACGAAACAAAUAUUGUUUACGAAACAGCUGACUCUGUUAGGUUAAUAACUUAAGAAUGAGUGGGGAAAGCAGGGUGACGGGUGUUGGUGUCUUUCUGAAAGGUCUGCUCAAUGGGAGGAGAAGGGAAGGUGACUCAGGUCUUGCAUCAACUCUGCAGCUGUAGAGAGGCGUGAAUUGUCCACUGUGUACAUGCUACAGAACUGUGUGGAGAACGUAUCGUUUUGGCCAACUGGGGUCAACUCUAAAAAAACAAAUUUUUGCUCAAGUUAUUACAACAUUUUGCUGGUGGUGCUGGUUAAAUUACUUCUUUAUAUGCUGCAUUAGACAUUAUCCUUCCAGAUAUGUCCCUUGUACAGCAGCUACCUUUGUAGACCUAUCCUGUUCCUAUUCCACAGAGAUAAUCUCUGGCAUAUGGCAGGGGUCGGUCCUGGUGUGACACCCCUGGGUGUCCCUGGCUGACUUGGGCAGAGAGCAGAAUCCUGAACAUCUUACAAGUUACCCUUCUGCUUAAGCCACAGCGGGAAAGGAGAGGGUAUGGGGGACACAGGAGUCUACAGAACAAUUCUGAUGGGGGCUGGCUGAGGGAACCGGGGCUGUUCAGCCUGGAGAAAAGGAGGCUGAGGGGAGACCUUAUCGCUGUCUGCAACUACCUGAAAGGAGGUUGUAGCAUAGAGGGUGUUGGUCCCUUCUCACGAGUAGCGAGUGAUUGGACAAGGGGAAAUGGCCUCAAGUUGUGCCAGGGGAGGUUUAGAUCGGAUAUUAGGAAAAAAAAAUUCAUGGAGGUGGUUGUGAAGCAUUGGAACAGGCUGCCCAGGGCAGUGGUGGAGUCACCAUCCCUAGAGCUGUUUAAAAGACGUGUAGAUGAGGUUCUUAGGGACAUGAUUUAGUGCUAGAGUCAAUGGUUGGGCUUGAUGAUCUUAAGGGUGUCUUCCAACCAAAAUGAUUCUAUGACACUUGGUCCACUCCUCCUGAACGCUACCACCACUCCCUCGCUCACAUGUGGUGCAGCAGAUGGGCCAUGGGGAUAGGGGGUGUCACCCCUCUGCCAUUCGGGCAGGCACCCCCUCCAUCCAACACAGCCUUGGCAGCGUGUCAAAAAGGAUUCAUUAGUGCUCCUUGCGGCUGCGCUCGCUCCCCUUCUGUGCUCCAAGACCCCUGGCAGCGAGGUCAGGGCACAGCUGUGGCCCAGAAAUCGGUGGCAGCAAGGAGGGAGGGGGCCAGGAGAGACGUCCCUGCGCUCCAGAGAUCCGGCCGGGGCCAGACCCGGCUUUCUGCACCUCUGCUCCUCGCGCCUUCCUUCAGGUCAUGGGUCUUGUGUGCUCCUACCCCUUCACAAACAAACGCUCCUCGGGAGACACAAGGGUUAAAAUCUGUUGGACCUGGGGGGCUUCCUAAAACUAUCAGUUUUCUUCAGUGGGGUAAAUGCAAAAAGCAACUCAAGUUUCAUCCAAGUUGUAGUUUAACUCCAGCGGACAACUGCAGGUGUUUCUGAAGUAUUUAUUGGACCAACAUCUGUGUGUGAAAUUUGGUCUGUGCUGGUAUUCAGUGUAGGAAAAACCUUGUCUAUGCAAAUGUGCUCGACUUUUGUUUGUUUUUACUGUCCUAGGAAUUAAUCUAAACCCAUCUCUGAGAGCCCUGAUCAGCUUUUUGGGGGAUUCAUCAGGUAACCCAUGGUAGGGUUCCAAAAAGGCUCAAAAUUCAUCUUUACAAUUACUUGAAUGUGAGAUUUUGAAAUCUGGUUUGCAGAGGCUUUUGUGCCAAUAUAGCUUGAUUACGCAAACACCCGUGAAAAGCAAAUACUAGAGGUUUCUUUAAAGAAAGCAAGAAAAAAAAAAAAAUCAGUUGGAAGAAUUGUGCAAUGUUUGAUGUGGCUUUAUCGCUGGUUCAGAGACGUGUGUGCCUUGUUUCCCAACUGCCCUGGAAACGGGAGGCGCAGGAAUGCGGCUGUAGGAGGCCCUCGCGACUCCUCGUCUUUAAAUCUGGCAAUUUCCGAGUUUAAGCCCCAAAACGCAAGGGCGGGGGGGUCGGUGCUGGCCGCUGUCCCCGCGGGGGUGUCCGGGCCGCGCUGUUCCCUGCCCGCGGGCGGCGGCGCGUGCCGCCCCGUGCCUGCCCGCACGCUCCGCCCCUCCCCCGCUCCCGUCACAAGCGCCCGCGCCGCGCGGGCGGGGCCGCCUCCCGGAGAGGCGGGGGACGGAGGACUCGGCGGCGCCCGUCUUCCCAUUGGGGGAAGCCGGCACGUGGCUCCGCCCACCUUAGCUCUUCUAGCUCUCUCAUUGGAUGACGCCGCGGGGCCAGUCGGAGCCCAACCUCCCCGGCUCAUAGGCCAGUGAGAAAAUGGUUGCUGGGCAGCUUGAAAGGGCCCCUGGCCAAUAGGAAGGCGGCCAGCUGGCGGGUGCAGUGCACGCAGCUCCCCCUUUUCUCCCCCCCAUUGCCGCUGCUGUGGGCGCUGCGGGCGGAGGGAAGGGCGGAGCGGAGGCUGCCGGGGCCUGGCGGGGGUGGCGCUCGCCUCCGCCUCUUCCCGGUCGGAGUCCCAGCCCCGCCGAAGGGAGCCCGGCCGGCUGGCUAGGGAGGGCACGGCAGGCUGCGAAGGAACGGGGGGUUUCCUCCGCUCCCAGUCACAUCAUCCUACCUCGGUGGAUGGCUUGGCCUCUUGAAUAGUUCAGGACUCUUGGAUGAACACACUUUAUGCAAAAUCUGGAAUCUUCCUGUCUGGACUCCUUUCUGUUUUCUAAGGGUUCAUGUUGGGGAGAGGUCUAAAACGCAAGCUGAGUGAUUAUGAGGAGAACAUGGCUGGUCUCUCGAGUGCCUUUGAUUCCAGUCGAAAUCUGCCAUAUCCGCUUAAGAGGCAGUUGGUGCUUAAUAUGUGCCUCACCAAGUUACAAACAUACAAAAUGCUGGUGGAACCAAACUUGCACCGCUCUGUCCUCAUAGCCAACACAGUACGGCAAAUUCAAGAGGAAAUGCGACAAGAGAGUAAUCAGCCAGUUAAUGUCUGCCCUGGCAUCGCUCCCAGUUCUCACAGCUACACAGGGCUGGAGUCACCUGGGAUUUCUCUUCAGUUGCCUUCAGGUAUUAGUCAGCAAGAGUCUAACUGUUGCGACUUGCGGUCCGUAGAAGAUCCAAUUGAAAACAGCCUGCUGAUAGUUUCAGAUGAUGAUAUGUCAUCCGCCAUUUCAUCUAUUCUGAAGGAUUUAGACUUUGUAGAAGAUAUAAGCCCACCUACUUGUCUGGUUCCUACUGGAGAUGACCAGCCGAAGUUUCCAGAAAAUACUGGUCUAAAACUAGAAGAUGAUAGACAGGAUUUGAAGGGAGCUGAAUGCGUGUUUGGUUCCUUUGAGAUUUCAAAUUCAACUAGUUACUUGAAGGAUUUGGCAAUAGAUGACAUUUUUGAAGAUAUUGACACUUCAAUGUAUGAUUCAGACUUCUGUUGCCCUCCGCUAAUGCCGCCCAGACCACCAUCUCUUGCUGCCGAAGAACCAUUGAAAAGCUUUCCAUCCUGUAACUCUUCUUCAGCAAGCAACAUUCAGAUAUGUAGAGCGGAUCUGAGUGAGCUGGACCACAUCAUGGAAAUUCUGGUUGGAUCCUGAUACUUGUUUUACCCAAAGAUACUUUUUAGCUGCCACUUUUAUUUGGUUUCAGGAUAAAAGCCACUGGAAAAGUUGUAAAGAAUUCUUUAAAACACAAACUAGAAAUAAUUGGUCUGUAGUGGGAUUUUCUAAAUAAUUCCGAAACUUAUAAACCAAAAAAGUGGCAGAUUUUUUUUAAGAAAAAUAUUUAUUUAUCAGAACUGUGCAAUCAUCUUUUUCCUUCCAGGGUGUAUGUGGAACAAUAGGCACAUACCCUUAUCACCCUUCAUGCCUCUUUCAAUAAACUUUUUUAUGUGCAAUUUUUAAUUUGUCAGAAGAAUUUACAUGAAAAACAAAUUUCAUAUGAGAUGAUCUUUUACAAAGCCUCCACUUUAUUUUUAAUAUCAGAGUCUAUGCCAGGUUGGGAUACGUCAAGUUGCAUAGUUGGAUUGCAUGGAUUGCAGACACAUUACUAGAGAUGGGUAUAUUUUAAAAAUGAGACACGCUUUGCUUUCCUUUGGUCAGAUAAGCAGAUCAAGACACUUGUCAACAGAGUCUCUUGCAUUUUCUAAAGCAUUCAGAACUAUUUAUUUUUGUAAAUUUUAUAGUCUUUCUACAUUUUACUACGUUAUUUCAUCAUAGUUCAAAUAUAAUGGACUUCUAGUUGGAUGUGUUUAGCACUACCUCUGAGCUGAAAUGCUUUAAUUCUUUCCAGUGCUUCGUCUAAGACUGCAGAUCUUUUUGUUUCCUUUUUUGUUUUUUGUUUUUUUCUGGGGGAAAGUACUUCUAACUCAUUAAGCUGAUCCUUUGACAGUGACCUAGCUGAUUUGUGAAAUCAAGGGUAUUCAAUGUUUAAAAACUUUUAAGUAUUUACAAAUGUAAUUUAUAUGUAGAUUGUGCAAUUUAACAUUUUUUCUGUCAGUAUUAUGUGCUUAGAUUUUGGAUAAUCUUGGCAUUCUUUAAAACUUACUAUGUACAGGUAGCUUUAUAAUCUGUUUUGGAAAACACUGUCCUUCAGCCCUGCUUUCACUACAAAGUCUAAGAUGAUUUUUAUGUGCAAUAUUAUUUAAAAAGACACACAUUAGUAUACCUGGCAUUGUAGAAAGAAAUGUUUCAGACUUAAAACUUCUAGCACCUUUGGAGGAUACUCAAGCGAGUCAACAUUUCUGUAUCCUUCAAGAAACAAAGCUGAGAACACCUAUUACUACACCAGUGCUCACUGUUUUAUUACUCCUGAGAUACUCAUUGUUGCGUGGUGAGUCGGUGCUGGUGACGGAGGCGCCGGGGUACAGCUGUGUCCCUGGUCUUUGGGGCUCCACGUCCCUGGGGCUUUGGCAGCGCCAUGGUGGGUGGUGGUUGCUGCCGCGGAAAGGGGUGCGCGCCUGGGGCAGGUGUGCGUGUAAGCACACACAAGCACACUCCUUAACUGAGGAGGAGAUUUGCAGUGAGAACUAUUUUUCCCUAAGACAGUUCGGAUACUGUGUUUCAGCUUGAACUGAGGUCUGUAUUGAUCCUUGUUAUUGUCUUCUGAACUACACACUUGCACAUUAGGUUUUGUGGGCUUUUUUUAAUUAUUUUUUAAUUAUAAAACUUUUACUUUGUUCCUGAAAGCUGCAGCACCUGUCUUGUAAGAAAUUUGCAGUUGUAAAAGCUUUGCUUUGGUUUGUUGGGUGUUUUUGGUUGGUUUUUUUGUUGUUCUGCUGAGACUUUUCAUGAAUGGAGCAUUGGCAGAGGAAAAAAAAAAUGUUGCCUGUGUGUUGCAUCUCACAGAAGUUGAAAUCCUGGCCCUAUUGAAGGGGCCAGGGUGUCACCUACUAUUUCUAGUCUUAACUGACGCUGUGGCACAUCUACGUUGUGCAAAGGUCUCCAUUUUUUACUGUGACUAUUUUGGUUAACAGCUGUCGAUACAAUUUGGUAUUCCAAACCAAUGGAGAACCAGUUCAGGUCACGUCCUCACAGCCAUCUGGGUUGUUUAGCAACCGAAGGGUAUAAAUGUAUUUAUAUGCAUAUAAUGUAUUGAUUCUAAUAUAAAACUUCUGAUCUAAAGUAUUUUGAAUUGCUGGAUAAAGGGAUUUGUUUGAAGAGUGUAUAAAUAGUUCUUGAAGAGGUACAGCUUCGGAAUGUACACAGAUUGUGCAUUGUGUAUAGACUACUCUGGCUUUUCCUCAGCCUCUACUUUUGUAUUAAAGAUAUGACUGAAUAAAUCCUUGAAAUAUUAAGGGCCUUCUGCACUGUGAUGAAGCAGAGUUGUGGUUAAAAAAUGUCUUUAAAUUCAGUGAUGAGGAAUAAAAUUUAAAAAUGCAUCUGAAUUCCUUUUGCAUUUGAAAAUAUGUAAUGUUACUAUGCAGUAAAGAUAUUUUGGUAUGAAAAUUGUAUCAUGUAGCAAAUAGUGAAUACUUAAUAAAUCCACUCACCUUGCAGCCCGUCCAGAGACAUUAAAGAAGACAACUUGCUUUUCAGCAUUUACAUGCUAAAGAUUUUUGUAUACGUCAGAAAAUGAUUAAAUUGUUGGUAGAUGUUUUAUCAACAAUUCAAAAUGCAGUUUUUGUUCAGGAGCUUGCUAUGCAGCUCUGUUUGGUUGCUUGCAUCACAGUGCCAAGACCAUAAGCUGGUAUGUAAUGCAGUUUGGUUAUGUAUGGAAUUACGUGCAAAGGGAAGAUUAAUUUUAAAUAUGCACAAACUAAUUUUAAAAUCCUUCCAUGUAAAAUGAAGUUAGAGGCUAGUUGUGGACCUAUUUAUUGUAUGUUUGGAAAUAAAAGCCACAGUUUUGCAGUUUAA